AUGCCUCAACAUGUCACAGGAGACAAGCACUUCCUCUCUGUGCCUCGGCUCCUCUUCCACGGCGAGCCCUCGGCCACUGAAAAUGGGUGUGACCACAGCCCGCCUGGCAGCAGGGCAUCCCCGACCUCCCUGCACUGUGUUGACCACACACCCCUGGACUCUUGCAGCCGACCCCUAUGUGAGCCACAGUUCGAGAAGGGCAGUGGCCCGUUGACCCAUGAGGUGCAGUUCUUGGCAGGACCUCCAAGUGCACUGUGUGGCUGGCGGACCUUUGCCCCCCAGUGCCUGCAGGUCUUCAACACGCCCAAGGGCUUCCUGUUCUUCUUGUGCGUGGCCUCAUUCCUGCAGGGCAUGACGGUCAAUGGCUUCAUUAACACUGUCAUCACCUCCAUCGAGAGGCGCUUCGACCUGCACAGCUACCAGAGUGGGCUCAUCGCCAGCUCCUAUGACAUUGCUGCCUGCCUCUGCCUCACCUUUGUCAGCUACUGGGGCAACGGGCAUAAGCCACGCUGGCUAGGCUGGGGUGUCCUGAUCCUGGGUGCCGGCUCCCUGGUGUUCGCGCUGCCUCACUUCAUUGCUGGCCAUUAUGAGGUGGAGAUGGACGAGGAGGUGGGGACAUGCUCGGCCAACCAGAGCGUGGUGUGCUCGGACAGGGCCUCGGGCCUCUCUAACUACCAGCUGGUCUUCAUGCUGGGCCAGUUCCUGCAUGGCAUGGGUGCCACACCCCUCUACACGCUGGGGGUCACCUACCUAGAUGAGAACGUCAAGUCCAGCUACUCGCCCAUCUAUAUCGCUGUCUUCUACACAGCCGCCAUCCUUGGCCCAGCGGCUGGCUACCUGAUUGGAGGCGCCAUGCUGAAUGUAUACACAGAAGUGGGCCGACGGACAGAGCUGACCACUGAGAGCCCGCUCUGGGUUGGUGCCUGGUGGAUUGGCUUCCUGGGCGCUGGGACCGUGGCCUUCCUCAUCGCCAUCCCCAUCCUCGGCUACCCCCGGCAGCUGCCAGGGUCCCAGCGCUAUGUGGUCAUGAGAGUAGCUGAAACUCACCAGUUAAAAGACCAAAGCCACAAAGUGGUGAGCAACCCAGCCUUUGGGAAAACUGUCAGAGAUCUGCCCCUCUCCAUCUGGCUCCUCCUAAGGAACCCCACGUUCAUCCUGCUCUGCCUGGCGGGGGCCACCGAGGCCACGCUUAUUGCAGGCAUGUCCACGUUUGGUCCCAAGUUCCUUGAGGCCCAGUUCAGCCUGAGCGCCUCGGAGGCCGCCACCUUGUUUGGGUACCUGGUGGUGCCCGGCGGUGGUGGCACGCUCCUGGGUGGCUUCCUCGUGAACAGAUUCAAGCCUGGUUCUGGAGUCAUCCGGUUCUGCCUGCUCUGCACCUUGAUCAGCCUGCUUUCCUUCUUCGUCUUCCUCACGCACUGCCACGUGCCCAUGGCAGGUGUGACAGCCAGCUACCACGGGAGCCUCCAGCCCGAAGGCCACCUGAACCUGACCGCCCCCUGCAAUGCCGCCUGUGACUGCCGACCUGAGCACUACCCUGUGUGCGGCUCAGACGGCACCAUGUACUACUCCCCCUGCCAUGCCGGGUGCCCUGCGGCCACCGGGAGGGGCCCAGGCGGCCAGAAGGUGUACCGAGACUGUAGCUGUGUCUCUUCGAAUGUUUCCUCUGGUUUGGGCCAUGCUGACGGGAAAUGCACCUCAGCCUGUCAGAGAAAGCCCCUCCUUCUGGUUCUCGUCGUUGUAAUUAUCUUUACAUUCCUCAGCAGCAUUCCUGCGCUGACCGCGACCCUACGGUGUGUCUGUGACCGGCAGAGGUCCUUUGCGCUGGGAAUCCAGUGGAUCCUAGUUAGAACUCUAGGCAGCAUCCCAGGACCCAUCGCCUUUGGCUGGGUGAUCGACAAGGCCUGCCUGCUGUGGCAGGACCAGUGCGGCCAGCAGGGCUCCUGCUUCGUGUACCAGAACACGGCCAUGAGCCAGUACAUGCUCACUGCAGGACUCAUAUACAAGAUGCUGGGGUUCCUCUUCUUUGCUACUGCCUGUUUCCUGUACAAGCCCGCUCCGGGGUCCUCAGACGGCAUGGACGCUUCCCUGCCCAGCCAGUCCUCGGCCUCCGCCAACCCCACAGACCUGCAGCUCCAGAGCAGCGUCUGA
Castor canadensis (American beaver) is the source of this 2148-nucleotide messenger RNA. NCBI's taxonomy places the organism in Eukaryota, Metazoa, Chordata, Mammalia, Rodentia, Castoridae. The record is from RefSeq and is a predicted model, not a curated record.